CGUGACAGCCUGGCUCAGGUUUCUCGGGAAAGUGCUCAGCCAGUUAUUAAUAACAGCCCAGCCAGCCUCCCAAGCCACCCAGGAUCAGAUGGUGUUUUUCACAAAAGAGAGAGAUCAUCUCCUUGACUUUGGACUUCGCGUAUCAAACCGCUGAACAAUUGUCUCCAGAUGGGGUAGCAGGUGAGGUGAAAUGCCUGGUCCACGGCUCCAGCACUAAUACCAGCCAGAACCAGGAUCGCAAACCAGUUCCAUCCGGCUCCCAAACCUUGCUGACCCACCAUCUGUGACGAGGCACGUGGUUGUGUUUCCAGGCGAAGUCCACUUUGUCAAGUUUUGAACCAAGGUUGCUAAGAGACCACCUGUACUGAAUGCACUUUGUUCUAGCAAGAGCAGCUGGAGAGAAAACCCAGGAGCAGCAUUACCUACCACUACCCGGGAUUAAGUCAGGGAGCAGGAGCAUUUUGGAUAUGACGUGUAAAAACUGGAUAUUAAUUUCUACUACUAACCCCACAAGUCUGGAAGAUGAAAUUGUGGGAAGACUUCUAAAAAUUUUGUUUGUAAUCUUUGUUGACUUCCUGUCUAUUAUAUAUGUUGUUAUAACUUCUUAGCUGACUUCCCUUACUUUACAUGUGAAUUUCAUAUUGAAUUACAGUGAAUAAAAUUUUGUAAUUUAG
This is a messenger RNA of Balaenoptera ricei (Rice's whale), 674 nucleotides long. It is a transcript of the gene MRLN, whose product is annotated as myoregulin. Bases 369 to 608 code for a protein of 79 amino acids. NCBI's taxonomy places the organism in Eukaryota, Metazoa, Chordata, Mammalia, Artiodactyla, Balaenopteridae. The record is from RefSeq and is a predicted model, not a curated record. The transcript has 4 exons.